Messenger RNA from Astrephomene gubernaculifera, 3665 nucleotides. NCBI's taxonomy places the organism in Eukaryota, Viridiplantae, Chlorophyta, Chlorophyceae, Chlamydomonadales, Astrephomenaceae. The record is from the annotation of a GenBank genome assembly.
CCGCAUCGAGGUUGUCUUCUACGCAUGCUGUAGGACUUAGACGAAACAAGGAACGUUGUACAAUCGGGUGGUCAGUGUGACGUUCGUCCGCGUACAUAAGCUGCUGCGCAUUUGCUGCAUAGCAUAGUAAGUGCGUUUCAAGACUGGCUGAACCUUAGGCACGGCUGGCACAUAGCCUUAUAGACCUCGCCACGUACCCAUCCCAACCCUCCACCCCGUCGGCCGAAGCGUCGGCCUCGGUAUGGUGAAGGUUUGUAGUGCACUGCUUCAGUUUAUUAGGGCUAGCAGGAACAGGGGCGCUGUCCUCGACAGCGCUGACAAGGAACCGCAGCUCCUCCAAUAUGGCUACGCUGGCACAACGUGUCCCUGCCGCCGAUUCGCACCCGCUAGACCAGCUGUCGCCGAACGAAAUUCGGCGGGCUGUCGAGGCGUGCAAGCUGUACGCGGUUGCCAAUGGCGUCAGCCAUCUGCGCUUCAACACAGUCAUGCUGCGGGAGCCGCCCAAACGGGCCCUACUGGCGUAUGAGCGAGGCAGCGGACCGCGUCCCGAGCGCCUCGCCGAGUGCAUUCUCAUCCUGCCGUACACCUCCCGCGCGGUGGAGGCGAUGGUGCGGCUGGGCGCGCCGGGGGCAGCGGCAGGGGCAGCGACACCGCCCCCCGCCCCCGCCCCGGUAGCAGCUGAGGUGGUCAGCUGGAAGGAGCUUGAGGGCGUGCAGCCGCUGACCACCCCGGACGACAACUUCGAGGCGGAGGCGGUGGUGCGGGCCGACCCGCGGGUCGCCCAGCUGCUGGCGGAGCGCUACGGCGUCACGGAUGUGGCCAACCAGCUCAUUUGCGACACCUGGGCCUGCCACCAUGCACCCCAGGAGUUCAACCACCGCCGUCUCAUGCAGGGUUUCCUGUACCUGAAGCUGUCCGGCCCGCACGACAACGAGUACGCACACCCGCUGGACCUAGUGCCGCUGGUGGACCUCAAUGAACGCAAGGUCAUCCACAUCGACAUGUACUCCCGGCCUCCCCCCGUGCCCACCACGCCCGCCAACUACCACCCCACCCUGGCCGACCGGCCCCCGCGCACCGACCUGCGCCCGCUCCAUGUGGUGCAGCCGCAGGGUCCCAGCUUCUCCCUGCGCGGCGGCUGCCUGCACUGGCAGCGCUGGCGGCUGCGGGUGGGGUUCACGGGUCGGGAGGGGCUGGUGCUGCACGGGGUGGGGUACGAGGAGGGCGGGCGGGUGCGGCCGGUGCUGCACCGGGGCUCGCUGGUGGAGAUGGCGGUGCCGUACGGAGACCCCAACGUCCCCUACAUCCGCAAGUGCGCCUUCGAUGUGGGCGACUACGGGCUGGGUCUGUGCGCCAACAGCCUGGCACUGGGCUGCGACUGCCUGGGGCACAUCGCAUACCUGGAUGCGGUGGUCAACAACGCAAGGGGUGACCCGGUGCUCAUUCCCAAGGCCAUCUGCAUCCACGAGGAGGACGCGGGCAUUUGCUGGAAGCACUUCGACUGCCGAUCUGGCGAGUCUCAGGUUCGCCGCUCCCGGCGCCUGGUGGUGUCCUCCGUGUCCACCUUCAUGAACUACGAGUACGCCUCCUACUGGCACCUCUACACGGACGGCAGCAUCGCAUUCGAACUCAAACUGACGGGCAUCCUGUCAACCAGCAUCGCCCCCGCCGGCGAGUCCGACCCCCCCUUCGGUGUGCGCGUGAGCCCCGGUGUGAACGCCACCGUGCACCAGCACUUCUUCUGCAUGCGGCUGGACCUGGCGAUUGACGAUGAGGAGGGGGGCAGGAACCUGAUUGUGUCGGAGGUGGAGUCCGUGCCGCUGCCCCCCGGCCCCCCCGCCAACCCCGCCGGCAACGCCUUCCGCAUGGUGGCCCGCGACCUGACCUCCACGGGGGCGGCGCAGAGGUGCCACAACUUCCCGACCGCUCGGUUCUGGUCCAUUCGCAACCCCGGCCGCCUCAACCCCGUGUCAGGCAGGCCCCUGGCAUACCGCCUCAUGCCGGCUGCAAGCCCCUUCAUGCAGGCCCACCCCUCCAGCCUGGUCGCCCGCCGAGCACUGUUCGCCUCCCGGCAGCUGUGGGUGACCCCCCACUGCGACUCCCAGCGCUACCCCGCGGGGGACCACGUGGUGCAGAGCGAGCGGUGCAGGGGGCUGGCGGAGUGGACACAGCAGGACACCCCGCUGCGUGGCGCCGACCCGGUGCUGUGGUACAGCUUCGGGGUCACCCACGCACCCCGGGUGGAGGACUUCCCCGUGAUGCCGGUGGAGGUCUGCGGCUUCAGCCUCAAGCCCGACGGCUUCUUCGCCGCCAACCCCGCCAUCGACCUGCCGCCCACUCGGGACACGGCUAGCAGGGAGGAGAGCGCGCAGGGGGCGGAGCAUCAGCAGCAGCAGCAGGGGGUGGCGGGAGGAGGGAGCUGCUGCGGUGAAACCGCCACCACCCCCGCCGCUGCCCCCGCCACCCCCGCCGCUGCCUGCUGCGGUCCGCUGGCAAAGCUGUAGCAGCAGCUGAUGCAGGGGGAGGGGUAAAAGGCCCUCAGUGCACGCCUGUAUAACAGCAUGAAGAGGGCUAUGUAUGUAUUAUACGUAUACGUAGGAGGAGGCGGGUUUUGUACCAUUAUUGCCGCUGUACCAGUAUUUUUUAUCUCCGUUUGGUCUCAUAACAGCCGCUCCUCCGUAUCGCUUCUUCGGUACUGCAUCUGUAUUGCAUGGCUUAUGUACACUUUUUGACGCACCUAUUGGCUGCUGGCCGUGUAUGAAGUAUUCCUUGUUUCCCUUGUUGGCAUGUUGAGGUGCCGCUGCCGUGUAUAAAAUAGCUUAUUCGCGUAUCAACCACGUGCUACCGCCGUGUGUUUUAAGAAAACUUACCGCGAGUGUGCGAGUGUGUGUGUGUGUGUGUAUGUACUGCCGUACUUUGCGCCCCUGAGGUUACCGCUGAGGGGGCGAGGGGGACUUGUGAGCGCCGCCUGCCGCCAUAGAGGUAUCAAUGAGAAGAAGAAGGGUAUUGACGCUAUUGAUGAGAGAGGGAGAGUGCGAGGAGGGGUCCAUUCAUGGCCGCCGGGUUUGUUGGGGUUGGGCUGCCGCGUCAAAGAUGUGGAGGAUGUGGAGGGGAGGUGUACCGUGUACGUCUGCGCGGCAUCCUUGGCUGGUGCGCUCAAGUUGUGUUGGCAGCAGCAGUUGUAAGUUGCGAUGUUGCGCUGUUUUCGGGUGCCCCGCGGGUGGCCGUGCGUGGAGGCUGCGCGGGACGUGCAUGGGGCCGCCAAGGUGGGUGCCAAGGCGUGUGGGUGCCUGGGGGAGGCUGGCGGCGGUGCAAGGGGCCUCGGGGGGCGCCUAGCACCGUACGCCGCGGCAGCUCCGUAGCGCGGGAAGCGGGAGGGGUGAGGUGAGCUGAGCUGGGGGGCCGGCUGCACUCCUGCAGAGGUGCUGGUGGCUGCCGCCCCAUCCGGCUUGAUGCAGGCAGGGGUCUGUGGUAAGAGUACCAUCAUACGCUACAGUACUGGACUUGACUCCACGUCAAUAAGCAUUGCGUGCACAGGAAUCUCAAAUUCCUCUCGAAACAACAGCCUACGAACCCCUCCAUGCCCCAUGUUGCCAGCUCGUGCUGUGCAGCCCCAGCAGCACUCCCCUGUCUCGUACAGGAUUGGCCACGACUAUACCCGGUAG